CUGCUGGAACUUUAUAGUCACAUCAGUGCUGUUGCAUUACAGAGCACAUUAUUGAAGGCAGCCACGUCUAUGCUGGCAGCUGAAAUAGAGCAGAACAAAAGAGAGAGGGAGGAUGCUCUUAAUGAGAGGGUUCCUCCUCUCAACCUAUCUGGUCUGUCUGCAAAGGAGCUCCAGGAACUAUGCAAAGAGCUUCACCGCAAGAUUGAUAUCGUUGACGAGGCUUGUUAUGAUCUUGAAAUGAAAGUGGCUAAAAAUGAAAAAGAGAUCCAGUCCUUGACCCAGAAGAUUUGGGAAAUGAAGGGUACAAAGCAACGAACCAAACUGAAGAAGGUUAAGAAGUCACAUGAUGCCAAGCUCGAUGCGCUGACUGAAUUCAAAAUGUCAGCAAAGUCAGAUUUCAAAGCCAACCUGAAGACAGUAAAGAAAGAAGAGGAGAAGAAAGAAGAGGUGACUGACUGGCGUAAGAAUGUGGAGGCC
Messenger RNA from Sinocyclocheilus grahami, 477 nucleotides. RefSeq names its product troponin I, fast skeletal muscle-like. Gene Ontology annotation, biological process: cardiac muscle contraction; skeletal muscle contraction. NCBI's taxonomy places the organism in Eukaryota, Metazoa, Chordata, Actinopteri, Cypriniformes, Cyprinidae. The transcript is spliced from 4 exons. The annotation marks the transcript as partial. Gene Ontology annotation, cellular component: troponin complex. The record is from RefSeq and is a predicted model, not a curated record.